UGUUGUUUUCUUUCUUAAUGUUGCAUUUGAUAUGACAUGGAGGAUGAAAUUGGGCGUACAAGUGGAAUUUUUUAUCUGUUUAAAGAAAUCUCCUGUGCCCUUCGAUUGUUAAAGUAGAGCAAUAAUUCACGUCUCUAAUGGUCAAUCAUCGAUCUCACUCUACUGGAGUAUCACUCCACUUUCUCUUUCCUUUUACGUUGGUACCGAGGUGAAGGAAUUUGAGGAAGAAGUUCGGCCUUCAAGCAGCGACUCAAAAUCUGGUCUUUCCAGGCCAUGAUUACACCAAUAGGAGUAGCAUUUGCAGUUGGUCUUCUUGGAUGGGUUUAUCAAGCACUGAAACCUUCACCUCCAAAGAUCUGUGGAUCGGCAAAUGGCCCUCCAGUGACUUCACCUAGAGUAAAGCUCAAUGAUGGGAGGCAUUUGGCCUACAGAGAAUUUGGAGUACCUAAGGAAGAGGCUCAAUACAAAAUUAUUAUGUGUCAUGGCUACAAUAGCUCCAAAGAUAUGUACUUACCUGCCUCUCAAGAACUUAUAGAAGAGCUUAAGCUAUACAUAGUAUUAUAUGACAGAGCUGGUUAUGGAGAGAGUGACCCAUAUCCAUCACGUUCAGUGAAGAGUGAAGCACUUGACAUUCAAGAAUUAGCAGACAAAUUGCACCUUGGCACAAAAUUUUAUGUAAUUGGAUGUUCCAUGGGGGCAUACGCUAUUUGGAGCUGUCUAAACUACAUUCCACACAGACUCCUAGGAGCUUCUCUAGUGGUUCCCUUUGUGAAUUACUGGUGGCCUUCCGUUCCUCCAGCUUUAUCACUGCAGACAUUUGGGAAGCUUCCUCAAUCUUACCAACGGACAUUUCAGAUUGCACAUCACACACCUUGGUUAUACUACUGGUGGAUGACACAAAAAUGGUUCCCAACAUUGGUGGGUGAUGGCAUGUUCUGUGAUUCAGAUUUGGAGUUGAUAAAUAGGUUAUCAGGCUGCCUAAAUCAUGGCCAGGAAAAAAUAACACAGCAAGGUGAACAUGAAUCGCUUAACCGAGACAUCCUUGCUGCUUAUAGAGGAAAAUGGGAGUUUGAUCCCGUCAUUAACUUGAGCAAUCCAUUUCCUGACAACAAGGGCUCUGUUCAUAUGUGGCAAGGUUGCGAAGACCGUGUUAUUCCUAUUGAAUUUAACCGUUUUAUAGCAGAGAAACUUCCAUGGAUUCAGUAUCAUGAGGUUCCUAACGCUGGACAUCUGAUAAUUCAUGAUGCUGAAGUCUUUGGAGCCAUAAUAAGGGCACUUCUGGCCAGAUAAGUUCAUCUACUAUCAUGUUCUGUUGUGUAGUGUAUAUAAGCUGUAUAAUGUCGAUGAUAAACUUCGAUACAGUUGCGGCGAGGAACCAGUCCUCGUGGAGAUGGCUGUAUGCUGAAUAACAAUUCAUUGUGGGCUGCUGAUUGUGUAUGAUCUUGACUCUCCUUAGAAAAGCUUUGUUAAGGUGAUAUAAGUAUGCAUGUUCAGCUAGAAAUGGCUUAUAUUUUCAAUAGAUUGAACUUAAAUUUUUGUCUUGAGAAUGGGUCUUCAGAGUUGCUUAGUUGAUAAUUCUAGUAUUAGUUUAUCAAUGGUUGUAGAGUGAUAUAAAUCUCUUUCUAUUAAUGAUAUUCAGAAGUCAUUACAAGA
This is a messenger RNA of Momordica charantia (bitter melon), 1653 nucleotides long. RefSeq lists its product as uncharacterized. The record is from RefSeq and is a predicted model, not a curated record. NCBI's taxonomy places the organism in Eukaryota, Viridiplantae, Streptophyta, Magnoliopsida, Cucurbitales, Cucurbitaceae.